UCGAGUUUCUCGCAUACAUUUUUCUUUUCUUCCUAUUUUUUUCUCUAUUUGUUACUUUGCUCGUCGAAACGUAAGUCUCUUUGAAACCGAUCGGCGACCCCCUGUGCCACCCACGAAGAGAGAGACAUAGAGAGAUCGAGAAACCGUAGAUACCCGGAGAGGGAUAACGGUAUUGGGACCGAACGAGUGUGGUUAACAGUUCAGUAGAGCGGUAAAAUGGACGCGCGCUUUAGAAGCAACCUCGACAUGAUCGGGCGCAACGAGCCCAUCACAAGGAAAGCCAAAUUCUGGCAGAGUUAUGUCCGAGCCUUAAAAGGUACCGACGACAUGAGGGCUCCCGAACACACGCACAGGCCCCGCAGCAUUUUCCGCUCGGAUUACCCUGAACUGUCCCCCUCGUGGCCCUUUGGAAAAUCUAUCUUUGAAAAUCCCCUUCACGCAGCCGAUCGCAUCAACGUUCCUGGAUACAGGUACCUGCCCGUCCACCGUGAGAUCUACGGUUACUCACCGAGGCAGAUCUACCCCCAUCAAUACAAACCUGUAGAACGCUUCACUCCCGCGAGACCGUUCGACCCUGAGAAAGCUUGGACCGAUCAUCUGAACCGCUUGGCAGACAUCGACAAAAUGUAUCCGAGCAAAACGCCUUUGCUGUCUCGGCAUAUAAGCCCUCCGCUCAGUACGAAACGACUGUUCGACAUCCACGGUAACUUGUUAUUCGAUAACGAUUUCUUACCGUCUUUCUCUACGUUGCUUCGAAAGAAGCCCUUGUUCGACCUUCUUGAACCAUCGCCAAUGAUGCCGAUCAGUGCCUUUACCAGAGACCCAUGGUGGUACCCGAGCUACGCUCCUUAUAUCCCGAGCUAUGCUCAAAGAUCCACGCCGUUCUAUCUGAGAGACAGUUACCUCAGUCCUGUAAAGCGUUGCUACCUAUGGAGCCGACAUCCAAUCAGGCCUUUCGGAUCGUUAUACUACUAUUAUUCGAAGCCAGUUCCACGAUUUCACUUUACCAGCCCGUGGUACAAUAAACGUACCACAUAUUAAGAAACAAACUCACGCCUACUGAUGACUGUGUCGCCCCGCAUGGAACGCGUGAUACGAAAAGAAGCGAUGAAAAAAAGCCAAAUAAAACCACGAAAAAAGAAAGAAAAAAAAAA
Messenger RNA from Colletes gigas, 1154 nucleotides. RefSeq lists its product as uncharacterized. Lineage: Eukaryota; Metazoa; Arthropoda; Insecta; Hymenoptera; Colletidae. The coding region runs from base 217 to 1041 and encodes 274 amino acids. The transcript is spliced from 8 exons. The record is from RefSeq and is a predicted model, not a curated record.